AUGGGAUCCGAUAAACCGCAGCCGGCGCUCCAGGUGACGGACCGGUUCGUGCGGAAGAUGCUCGCAGAGGAAGCAAGCGAGAAGGAGCGGAAGCGAACGGGAAAGAAGGGCAAGGGGAGAGGGGGGCGCGGGGAGCAUUUCAGAAAUCAAGCAGGAUCGGCGGGGGGAGCAGCAGCAGCAGAUGGAGCCAGCGUUUCUUCUGCAUUGCUGCAUGCUCCUCCACCGCUUCCUCCCAGUCUUAAUCCGCUGUUCUUUGGCGCGGCUGUGACUGCAUCCACGGUAGCCGAUUCUGCUGUUGCUGCUGAGUCCGCUGUUGCAGCUUCUGGAGUGGGGUUUGCAGCAGAGGCAGAGGCGGCGUACAGAGUGCAGCGGAGAAAGGAGGAGCUUGCGGACUUGGAGAAGACUCUGGAGCAAGUGAAGUCUCUUCGGGUUGACAUUGCUCAUGAGCGGCAGGAGGAGGCUGCCCGUGCCGCCAACAUGGCACAUGCAUUGCAGGCACAGCAGUUCAGACCACCGUCUAGGGAAGUGCCUUGCCAAGCUGAGAGGGAGGAAUGCCUAAGAUGCUACACUGAAAACAUGAAGGAUCCGCUCUCUUGUUCAAGUGUGGUGAACAAGUUUGUUGAGUGUUCACGACAAGCUCAACAGGCAUUCUUGGCCCUCGGUUGGAUUCGGUUCAGACUUCACCGCUACACCACGCCUAUCAUGGCACCCUCAAUCGCCCUACACCACGGCCUUCGCCUCUGCUCGAGAACGACACCCGCGACAAGGCUCUCGCCCGCGCCGUGUCUCGCAUCUCUCCGCGUCCGCGCAAACCUUCCCCCACGCGAUGUCCGCGCAAGCGCAUCCCCACGCGUCGUCUCGAAUGCGCUCACGGCGCUUGAGGCGACUGCUAGCUCUCCGCCUGCAGCGGGAACUGCGGCGGCGAUUAACUCCGUGGUGCAGAAGAUAGAAACGAUGGGGCUGACGGACACGAGCCUCGUCUCGACCGAUGAGCAUAGAGCGUGGGUGGCCUCCGCUUGCGUGGCCCUCGCCGCGUUGUUCGCUCGCGGCGUGCUGACCACUGUGGACGAUGCGAGCGUCACAGCCGUGCUGGGCGCAGUUGCAGCGGCUGCUGGAGCGUAUUUACUUGCUGAUUUCGGAACAGGCGUGUAUCACUUUGGAAUCGAUAAUUACGGCGACGGUUCGACGCCGAUUUUUGGGCCCCAAAUCGACGCGUUUCAGGGUCACCACAAGCGGCCGUGGACGAUCACCAAGCGACAAUUCGCGAACAAUCUGCACGUGCUCGCGAAGCCUAUUCUUUUCUCCACGCUCCCAUUCAUUUUAUUGCUCCCGCAUUCGGCCGAGCAAGAUAUUUUCUUUAGCGUCUUCCUCGCUUCCGUUAUGUUCAGCCAGCUUUUCCACGCUUGGUCGCACACGCCCCGCGUCCUCCUCCCUCCAAUCGUCCCCAUUCUCCAAGACGCCGGCCUCUUAGUUUCCAGAAAGAUGCACGGCGCGCACCACCGUCCUCCUUAUAACGCCAAUUACUGCAUCGUUAGUGGAGCAUGCAACCCUCUUCUCGACUCUAUUGGUUUCUUUUCCGGCCUGGAAAAGAUUAUAUUUCAAUGGACAGGGGUUCCUUCCAGGUCCUGGAGUGAGACUGCACCCGAGUGGCUGGAAGAGGCCAUGGCGUCCGUCACUGCUCAUGCCGCUGCUUCCGUCGCCUCAUACGCCUCGGCGUCGCGCACCGCUGCCACGUCAGCAUCCGCGCAGCAGACUACCAUGUCCUGCUCACUCCGCACCCUCCCCUCCUCCAUGUCCACGUCAUCAGCCGCCUCCAGCUCAGCCACCCCUUUCUUCCAGGGCGCUCGCCUCCCCACCCUGAAAGCCACCACACGCGCCGCCGCAUCUCCCGCCGCGAAAUCCGGCGCGGUGCAGGUCCGUGCGGGGGAGAUCAUCGAGGUGGAGCUGGAGCGGCCGUACGGCCUCAAAUUCUACCGCGGCGAGGACGGCGCGAUCUACAUCGACGCGCUGUACCCCGGGCAAUCGGGGAUUCUGAGCAAGCAGAUAGAGGAGGGCGACAAGGUGCUUGCAACGAGCGCCGUGUUCGGUAACGAGAUGUGGCCCGCUGCGGAGUACAGCCGCGUCAUGUACACCGUCAGGCAGCGCGUCGGCACGCUGCUGGUCCGCCUCGAGAAAAUGGGAGGGCAAAAGAUCGGCCCGUGGAAGAAGGACAAGUACCUGGAGGAGCGAGCGGCCGGCAACUACGGCGAUGCCAUCCGCGAGAAGCAGAUGGAGAAUGCGGCGCUCCGGCAAGAGCAGGCCGAACAGCGCGUCGCUGCUCUCGACAAAGGUCUCCAGCUCUACAAGGCGGGGAAGUACGAGGAGGCGAUGCAGAAGUUUCAGACGAUCAUCGGGCUGGUGCCGUCGUACCGCGAGGAGGCCGUGGCGUUCUACAACAUCGCGUGCUGCUGCUCCAAGCUCAAGAAGGUUGAGGGCGGCCUUCAGGCUCUAGAGGCGGCGAUGGAGGCGGGCUUCGAUGACUACAAGAAAAUCCGCCAAGACCCUGACCUGUCCUACCUAAGAGACGAUGACGAGUUUGAUGAGCUCAUGGACAGGUACGAUGAGCCAAUCAUCAACGAGAAUGCCAUCAAGGCACUCACCAGUGUGUUCGGGCUCUUUGGCAAGAAAUAG
This is a messenger RNA of Closterium sp. Yama58-4, 2670 nucleotides long. Lineage: Eukaryota; Viridiplantae; Streptophyta; Zygnematophyceae; Desmidiales; Closteriaceae. The record is from the annotation of a GenBank genome assembly.